Molecule: messenger RNA, 1750 nt
Organism: Brassica rapa (field mustard)
Lineage: Eukaryota; Viridiplantae; Streptophyta; Magnoliopsida; Brassicales; Brassicaceae
Product: transcription factor bHLH3
Biological process (GO): regulation of DNA-templated transcription
Cellular component (GO): nucleus
Molecular function (GO): transcription cis-regulatory region binding; protein dimerization activity; DNA-binding transcription factor activity
Source: RefSeq, a predicted model, not a curated record
GUCAACCCCCUUCCCAUUCUCGCAUCUUCCUCGUUUCUUCUUCGUCAAUUUCAGAAGAAGUCAGGACAGAUCUGAGUGAAACAAGCUCAGGUUUUGUCUUCAUCUUGAGUCUCUACUUCCUCGGCAAUUGAAUUGAAAGAUAAGAGCUUUUUUUUUUUAAAAAAAGGCUUUACCUUCAACAUCAGCAAACCCUAAACUCGGUGUCCCAACAAGAAACACCUGAAUCCUCCUCCUCCUUCUUCCAUCUCCUUGAGAAUCAAUGGGUCAAAAGUUCUGGGACAAUCAAGAAGAUCGAGCCAUGGUGGAAUCCACCAUAGGCUCCGAAGCUUGCGACUUUUUCAUCUCAUCCGCUUCUUCCCUCACCAAGCUACUCCCCCCUCCUCCAACUGAUCCCAAUCUCCAGCAAGGCCUCCGCCACGUCGUCGAAGGCUCUGACUGGGACUACGCCAUCUUCUGGCUAGCUUCCAACGUCAACAGCUCCGACGGUUGCGUCUUGAUCUGGGGAGACGGCCACUGCCGUGUCGUAAAGGGUAACUCGGGAGACGAGCAAGACGAGACCAAAAGGCGUGUGCUUAGCAAGCUCCACUUGUCCUUUGUCGGUUCGGAUCUGGUGAAACAGGGUCCUCUCACUGAUCUCGACAUGUUUUACUUGGCGUCUCUCUACUUUUCGUUUAGGUGUGAUUCGAAUAAGUACGGUCCUGCUGGAACUUAUGUCUCUGGGAAGCCGCUCUGGGCUGCAGAUCUGCCUAGCUGCUUGAGUUAUUACAGGGUUAGGUCCUUUUUAGCUAGAUCUGCUGGUUUCAAGACUGUCUUGUCUGUACCAGUGAACUGUGGUGUUGUGGAGCUUGGCUCACUUAAACUGAUCCCAGAGGAUAAGAGUGUGGUUGAGAUGGUGAAGUCUGUGUUUGGUGGAUCCGACUUUGUAAAAACUAAAGAAGCUCCUAAGAUCUUUGGUCGUCAGCUAAGCCUCGGCGGGUCGAAACCGCGGUCCAUGAGUAUUAACUUCUCACCUAAGGUUGAGGAUGAUACUGGCUUCUCCUUGGAGGCCUAUGAGGUGGGAGGUUCGAAUCAAGUGUACGGGAAAGACGAGGCGGCGUUGUAUCUAACCGACGAGCAGAGGCCGAGGAAGAGAGGGAGGAAGCCGGCAAACGGAAGAGAAGAGGCCUUGAACCACGUGGAAGCUGAAAGGCAGAGGAGGGAGAAGCUGAACCAGAGAUUCUACGCUUUGAGAGCUGUGGUGCCUAACAUCUCCAAGAUGGACAAGGCUUCGCUACUUGCGGAUGCCAUCACGUACAUCACGGAUAUGCAGAAGAAGAUAAGGGUGUACGAAACGGAGAAGCAGGUGAUGAAGAGGAGGGAGAGUAAUCAGAUUACUCCGGCAGAGGUUGAUUAUCAACAGAGGCAGGAUGAUGCGGUGGUUAGAGUAAGCUGUCCGUUGGAGAAUCAUCCGGUUUCGAAGGUGAUACAAGUGUUUAAGGAGAAUGAAGUCACGCCUCAUGAUGCCAACGUGGCUGUAACAGAGGAGGGUGUGGUUCAUACAUUUACACUCCGGCCUCAAGGUGGCUGCACCGCUGAGCAGCUGAAGGACAAGCUCCUCACCUCUCUCGCACAGUAGUAGUUGCUUUUUAAAAGUGUAAUAGUGUUGUUAUUGAGGUUGUAUCAAUGUACUAUCACUAGCCAACCAAAACAAGAUAUGGCUUAGGAGUGUGUAUUUGUUCUUUAUGUCAAAUGUUGAGAUUUGUCUUUUACA